Diabrotica virgifera virgifera (western corn rootworm) is the source of this 3951-nucleotide messenger RNA. RefSeq lists its product as uncharacterized. NCBI's taxonomy places the organism in Eukaryota, Metazoa, Arthropoda, Insecta, Coleoptera, Chrysomelidae. Gene Ontology annotation, cellular component: nucleus. Gene Ontology annotation, biological process: regulation of transcription by RNA polymerase II. The record is from RefSeq and is a predicted model, not a curated record. The coding region runs from base 275 to 3472 and encodes 1065 amino acids. Gene Ontology annotation, molecular function: transcription cis-regulatory region binding. The transcript has 8 exons.
CAAUACGCACUACAAAUCGGUGUUAAAGCGACGACUUGUCUGGCUGUAUACAUCCCAAAUGGUUCUAAUCGGAAUUCAAAAGAACCAAAACUAAGGUUACACCUCCUCGCCCAAAACUUAAAGCGCCAGCUUCGCCGAGCAAACAACGAAACAUUACGAAUGUUUACGACUGUAGUUCUGUAUCGUGACGUCAUAUAAUUAGAGUAAAUACAAAGUAGAUGGCCGUGUCAGCGUGGUGUUUGUGAAUAGCUCUGUGAUUAUAUUGUUAAAAAAUAUGGGUAACAGUGAUAUACAGUUCGUUGGGGGACCCGUGGGCCACCAUGGCGCGUAUACGUUUUACAAGGCGUUCAAGUACAACAAAAACGGUGUCUGGAGAAUAGUGACAUUAAGUGAAUUCUUUUUUGUGAAAAUGUGGCGGGACAGUGACUUGUUGUGUAUAGGAGAGUUACAGUUAUUAUGGACUGAUAAAAACAGUGAACAAGUGCUAUCGAGCUUGAGGUUAUAUUUUCUCCCAGAAAAUACACCAGAGGGACGACUUGAUCAUGGAGAGGAUGAAGUUCUGGCAAUUUCUGAAAAAGUUGUGAUAAGACUCGAAGAUUUAAUAACGUUAAUAACUGUAGAGGCAGAAUGGACGUGGGGCCGUCUGGCGAAGAGUGAACAAGAUGUUAAAACAGUAGAUGAAAACACAGACGAAAACAAUAUUCCUGCCAAAAAACCAGCUGGAUUAAGUUUUACAAUACACAAUAAUGGACUGGAUUACUCUGAUGUGGAAGCAGAAAGAAAAAAUAUAGAAAAUGGCAAGACUUUGAAAGAUCCGCACGUAGUGAUCCUCAGUUUUCCUAAAUACUGCCGUUUCAGAGCGAUGAUGAAACGCCUAGAGGGCGUAGAGGAUAUUUACCUAAAAUACAAAAUAGUUAACGCCUUGGGAGGCUUCUAUGUAGUCCAUCCUAACACCAGGGUGCUUUUCUGUAGGGACACAUUCGAUUAUCCAGAACUAGAAGGCCACGAGUUGCUAUGUAAUCACCUGGCACCAAAGUUAAAGGGCCGACCUAGAGGACGGCGGAAAAAGAGAAGUGUUUCACCUGGAUCUGAGAGCAAUGAGUCUGAAUCUUCACUUACCACUAGUACAAAGGUUGAAAGUAAAAAUAUCGUUCCACCCGAAAGUACUGCGAAUCCUAUUCGAAGAAGUACGCGUUGUCAUGAAAAUAACGAAAACAGAGAGUUUGUCAGAAAGCUGGGAGCCUUCAUGAAGUCAAAUCGCACACCAAUAGGGAGAAUACCAUCUUUAGGUUACAAAGAAUUAAAUUUGCAUGAAUUCUUCACAAGAGUACAAAAACUUGGAGGCUACGAUUGCGUCACAACAAAUCGUCUCUGGAAGUCCAUAUUCGAUGAAAUGAGCGGCCAUCAAAACAGUACCAGCGCAGCUACAGUGAUACGACGUCACUACGAAAGGUUCUUAUUGCCGUAUGAACGCCAUAUUCACGGUGAAGAAUAUAAACCAUUGCCUGUAUCGGAACGAAGAAGAUUGAAAUACAAGCGAGGUAGCGGCAGUUUGAGCGAUGCAGAGUCUAGUAGUGACAGUUCUUCAGUACCUUCAACGUCCAGAAAAGCUUCUGUAUCGGAACCGGUGGUUGCCGAAAGCAAGGAACAUGUUAAAACAGAAGGAAAGACAUCUUCGUUGCGAAGUAUUCGAGUGAAAUCAGACAGACAAAAAGAUAAACAACUUCAAAGUGAAAAAGAUAACGCCAAUAACAAUAACAACAAUGAAAAAUGGCAGUCACCGAUAAAGACGGAACAGACAAAUGGCAGUAAAGCAAAAGUAGAAAAACUUGUUAUUAAAACAGAAAGUAUGACAGUAAAAACUGAGCUGUCAACAGUGAUAACUCAAUCCCAUCCAGUAAAAAUAGAAUAUGCUACCGUUAAAAGUGAAACACAAAAUGAAAACGCCGAAAUUAAAAUUGAAAACAAAAAUAUACCGGUUACAAUUUCAGUGAAAAUAGAGACCAACUUGCAAGCCGAAUCCACUCCUGUUAAAUUAGAAGAAUGUCCUUCAGUGAAGCUUGAAAAUGAUCCAGUUUCACAAGAACCAGAUAAUAGUAACGUAAAAGUUGAGGUAAUACCUAUCAAGACAGAACCACUUACCUCAGCUGCCACACCAGUAGCUAUGAAAGUACCGGUCAACGAGAUAAUGUCUCCCGUAGAAGGCAAAGAGAAUAUUCCAAUUAUAAAAUCGACAGAAAACAAUGUGGAGAUUAUAGAAGUCCCAUGUAGACCUAGGGUUUCAGAAAGUAGUCGCGUCGAAAAUGAAAGUUAUAGAAACAACUUUAUUCAUGAAAUAAAGAAGCGGAAACUAGAUAUUCUAAAGGAAGGUGGUUUAGAGGUCACGCCGGUUAGACCUGCUGUACAAAAAGAUGGAAGGCCUUCUGUUAUACAACCACCCCCUGUCCAGCUUAUACCCAAAUCGAUUAAAUCUGAAACUAUGCCACCUCCGACCAGUGUUCCCUUAAAAAGAACUCAUAUAUCAGUUCCUCCAACAUUAAAUAUAAGCCAGAUACCCACUACUCCGACGAAAAAAUCUACUGGAUCUAGUUUUAGUUUUGUUAACGGUGCAUCGCCUCCAAAAGUAGUCCAAUCCAGAUCCAUUUAUUCCUAUUCUGAGAAAACUGUUUAUGGAAAUCCUAAAGAUAUUUUAAGCCCCAUGGUCCACGCUCCGAAAUUCGUAGAUACCGUUUCUAGACACACCGGAGGAGAUCCAGUUGAUUUGUCGGUGAAUAGUCCACAAAAGCCUAUAGUUGAAAUAAUGCGAGUUCCUCAGACUUCAUCCAGUUCGCCAUACAACAGAGAAAGUGUCACUAAAAACUUGUACAAGACGAGUUCUAUUAUGGACGGAAGAAGGUUAGGUCCCAACUUAGAAAUCACUUUAGUUGGUCCUAAUAAUAAAACCCAUCCGAAUAACUUACAGAAAAUGUACAACUAUCCACCCCAUUCUACAUCCCAAGCUUCUUUACCACAAAAACGAGUGCCCACUAAUUAUUACGCUUCUUCAAAACCGACAAAAGGCGAUGAAAAUGGUAAGUUCAAAUCAAACGGUUCUCAUCUGCAUCAUAGGGCAAAUAUGGACUUGAAUUUACUAAUGAAACAGGAAUCCGCCAAACCCGCGACAAGUAGACAGUCCCAACAGAAUUUAAAGCAGUUUUCAAAUCCUACAGUGCCAACAUUUCCACCGUAUUUAACACAACUUUACGAGCAAGCUAGUAAAGGUAUAUCGCCUUAUUUACCGUUCAUGGAUCCCACGAUGUACUACACUGCCGCUAUGCAGAAUAUAUAUUCGAGUAAUAACUUAAACUCUGCACCGAUUUUGCCCAUGCCCACACCAGAGCAGCUCAAAUUGUAUGCCGAAUUAAUGGCCCACGGCCGAAUACCGUAUCCUUUCCAAAUGCCUCACGAUAAUAACAAAUUGAAAAAACAGUAAGGUUUUUAAUUUUACAGGAGAAUAUAUAUGUUAAGGUACGUAUCCAUACGUUGGUGCUCCGUGUAGCUGCUCAAAUGGAUACGACAUGCGCUCCCCUACAUACAGGGUGGGGCAUUAGUGUGACAAAGUCCAAUUAUUCGUUUCUCGUUAGAGAUACGAAAAAAAGUUUACAUAAAAGUUGCGACACGGAUAGAAUAAUAAUUUGGAAAUAUUUUCAGAUAUACAGGGUUACCCUUAUUGACAGGGUGACACAAACUUAUGUUUUUGUAAAUGGAACACCCUAUAUAUUUUUACAUUUUUGAAUUCUCCUCGAUGACUUCUUUCUCAAAAUAUAGGGUUUUGUAAUAUUGUACGAUGUAGUUUAAAAGAUAAUUACGUUUUAUUGUUAAUUUCGUAACAACAUUCCCACCCUGUAGAAUUGUAGUGAUUUGACAUCAAAGUUUCUAUUUAUCGUCAAACGAUUUUUAAUAUAGUCUACU